Molecule: messenger RNA, 300 nt
Organism: Cooperia oncophora
Lineage: Eukaryota; Metazoa; Nematoda; Chromadorea; Rhabditida; Trichostrongylidae
Source: the annotation of a GenBank genome assembly
AUGUUGAGCGCAGGAUUGGUGGAAGAGAAAAGGAUGUGGGGUGUAAUGGGAUUCCCUAUCAGCCCACUUCCUGGUCAGAUUAAAACAGAAUAUAUGCGGCAUUCCAAGGAAAACCUACAACGCCGAACUUUCAAAGCUUCACCUUUUCAAAGUUUCAUGAACUGGCAUGACUUGGGAAUAUUACCUAUCAGCAGGUUCAUCCUGUCAUAUGUUCCCGGUGGUGAACGAGGGCUUCGGUUCAUGUCAAGUAUAUGUACCGGAUUCAUACGCAAAUCUCCAACGACCGUACUUCCUAUCUGA